AUGGGAGUUUGUGAGAGAAACACUGAGCGUUGGUGUGUUGCGGUGUUGUGUGGGUGUGUUGCGGUGUUGUGCGGGUGUGUUGCGGUGUUGUGUGGGUGCGUUGUGGUGUUGUGUGGGUGUGUUGCGGAGUUGUGUGGGUGUGUUGCGGUGUUGUGUGGGUGUGUUGCGGAGUUGUGUAGGUGUGAUGGAGGAUGGAUGGAGCCGCCGUGUCCUCCACAGUCUCUCGCUCAGACCAAAGCACAGUUCACCUACAUCUAUCAGAACCAUUAG
This is a messenger RNA of Knipowitschia caucasica, 270 nucleotides long. The record is from the annotation of a GenBank genome assembly. Lineage: Eukaryota; Metazoa; Chordata; Actinopteri; Gobiiformes; Gobiidae.